CAAUUUAUUUCGAUUCGGAAGAAGCUAUAUAACGCAACACAGAACAGUCGCUCCUCUUCUACUUUUUUCUGCUUCUUCUCUUUCAGUCUCUGUUUCUAAACCAUGGAUUCAGUAACUCUGCUCUGUACCGUCUCUCUCGUAGUGGGAGGUGGUUUAUACUACUUCAUAUGUGGUUAUGGAUCAGCAGAAAGAAAAGGAAAAAGUGCCAUGGAUCUAUCAGGUGGUUCAAUCUCAAGAGAAAAAGUUGAAGACAAUUACAAUCAGUACUGGUCUUUCUUCAAAAAACCAAAAGAAAUUGAGAAGAAAGAAGAUGUACCAGCUUUUGUUGACACAUUCUAUAAUCUUGUUACAGAUAUUUAUGAAUGGGGUUGGGGUCAAUCGUUUCAUUUCUCACCUUCAAUUCCAGGUAAAUCUGAUAAAGAAGCUACAAGAAUUCAUGAAGAAGUGGCUGUAGAUCUGCUCAACGUCAAACCAGGAGACAAAAUUCUUGAUGCUGGUUGUGGUGUUGGUGGUCCGAUGAGAGCUAUUGCUGCUCAUUCUAAAGCCAAUGUUGUUGGAAUUACCAUUAAUGAAUACCAAGUAGAUCGUGCUAAAGCUCACAACAAGAAAGCUGGUUUAGAUUCACUCUGUGACGUUGUUUGUGGAAACUUUCUCGAAAUGCCAUUCGAAGAUAAUUCAUUUGAUGGUGCUUAUUCAAUUGAGGCUACUUGCCAUGCACCUAAACUUGAAGAAGUAUAUGCAGAGAUUUACAGAGUCAUGAAGCCUGGAUCUCUAUACGUUUCUUACGAAUGGGUGACUACUGAUAAGUAUAACGGUGAGAAUUCUGAACAUAGAGAUAUUAUUAUUGGUAUUGAAAGAGGUAACGCUUUGCCUGGGUUAAGACAUUAUGAUCAGAUUCCUGAGAUUGCUAAGAAAGUUGGAUUUGAAGUUGUGCAAAUUAAAGAUUUGGCUAUUCCACCAGCAAAACCAUGGUGGGAUAGAUUGAAAAUGGGAAGAAUUGCUUACUGGAGGAAUCAUGUAUUGGUUACUGUUCUUACUUGGAUAGGUAUUGCUCCUAAAGGUGUUGUUGAUGUUCAUGAGAUGUUGUUUGUUACUGCUGAUUUCCUCAGUAGAGGUGGUGAUACUGGGAUUUUCAGUCCUAUGUAUAUGAUUCUCUGCAGAAAACCAAUCAAAUGAAGAAGAUGACACCAAAGAAGAUAAAAAUCAAUGGAGGUACUUGAUUAAUUAUAUUUUCCUCACACUCCAAUUCCUCCAUUUUUUUUUCUGUUUUUCGGUAAUCGUUUUUUUAUUUUUAUUUUAUUUAAUUUUCUUUGAUCUGAAUUAUUUUUGUUUCUUGGGGGUGUAUUUUGGAGUAAUUUGGGAUUUAUUUUAAUUAACGAUUAAUUUGAAAAUUUUGGAGUAAUUAUCUUUGUAAAAGCAAUGAAAAGUAUUGUAUUAAUUAAUUGAUGAAAUCAAAGAAUCUCUCCUCUAA
Molecule: messenger RNA, 1471 nt
Organism: Papaver somniferum (opium poppy)
Lineage: Eukaryota; Viridiplantae; Streptophyta; Magnoliopsida; Ranunculales; Papaveraceae
Product: 24-methylenesterol C-methyltransferase 3-like
Exons: 1
Coding region: 103-1176 (357 amino acids)
Biological process (GO): steroid biosynthetic process
Molecular function (GO): S-adenosylmethionine-dependent methyltransferase activity
Source: RefSeq, a predicted model, not a curated record